CUGUCUCGCUCUCUCUCUCUCGCAGUUUCCUCUUCCUUUCCUGUCUUUAUCUACUAGUCUUCUUCAACAUUCCAUUAAACCCUUUGUUUAGUAUCACAAUUACAGUCACCCCCACCCUUCACAGAAGUUUCACUCUUUAUUUCAUAAAAGUCUUCUAUCACAAUUACAGUCACCUCCACCCUUCACAGAAGUUUCACUCUUUAUCUUCAUAAAAGUCUUAACCUUUUUUUUCUUAUCACAGAACAGAGAAACCAAUAGAGCAAUGGCUUCUGAUUCAUGGGCUUCUCGCUUCACAACUUCUUCAAGAAGAUAUCAGACUCGAUCUGAUCUGUAUGAUGAGACUGAAACAGAAGAGGAUUUGAAAGCAGAGUAUUUGUGUCCGUUUUGCGGCGAGGAUUUUGAUGUUGUUGGUCUCUUUUGCCACAUCGAUGAAGAGCAUCCUGCUGAAGCCAAGAAUGGGGUAUGUCCAGUUUGUGCUAAAAGGGUGGGGAUGAACAUUGUUACCCACAUUACUGGGCAGCAUGGGAACUUCUUUAAUGUGCAGCGUAAGAGGAGACUGCGGAAGGGGGGAGCUAACUCAGCAUUUUCUAUACUGAGAAAAGAGCUGCGAGAAGGAAGUUUACAAUCCCUUCUUGGUGGAUCUUCGUGCUUUGUUUCGUCCUCCAAUACAGAACCUGAUCCAUUGCUUUCACCUUUCAUAUUUAAUCCACCUGGUUUUGAUGAAACACUGAAUGCAAAACCUCUCUCUUCUGUUGGAGGAAGCUCAGUGAAGGGGAGCACAACUGAGGAGUUUCUAGAAAGGAAAGUCCGACAUCCACAUCUAUCAGACGAGGACCAGGAGAAGUCGCGGAAAUCAGAGUUUGUCCAAGGACUAUUGCUCUCCACCAUUCUGGAUGAUGAGUUAUGAGGGGAUUGUUAAUAUAAUGUUAGGUGUGAGAGCGAAGUGAAGAGGAAAGCUGUUCAAUUUGUGACGCAAGUCGUGUUAGCUAGGAGGUCUGAUUGACUACCUUGUACUCCUAUUUGUAUUUAGAGCUCUCAUGUGCAUAAUGGAAAAAAUAAACGGAUUAAUAUUGAGCCCGAUUAAUAUUGAAAUAGUAAUAAAAUAAUUUUUUUUAUU
Messenger RNA from Populus euphratica (Euphrates poplar), 1117 nucleotides. Its product is annotated as protein DEHYDRATION-INDUCED 19 homolog 4-like. The transcript has 5 exons. The record is from RefSeq and is a predicted model, not a curated record. NCBI's taxonomy places the organism in Eukaryota, Viridiplantae, Streptophyta, Magnoliopsida, Malpighiales, Salicaceae. Bases 263 to 907 code for a protein of 214 amino acids.